Messenger RNA from Quercus robur (English oak), 834 nucleotides. RefSeq lists its product as uncharacterized. The record is from RefSeq and is a predicted model, not a curated record. Lineage: Eukaryota; Viridiplantae; Streptophyta; Magnoliopsida; Fagales; Fagaceae. Bases 1 to 834 code for a protein of 277 amino acids. The transcript has a single exon.
AUGCAAAUCAAGGACGAGGAGGCUCUGAUGUUCCCUGAAAAGCUAAAGAGUGAUCCCAACAAACAUUCUAGGGAUAAGUAUUGCCGCUUCCACCGUGACCAUGGUCACGAUACGGCCGAUUGCUAUGACCUAAAGCAACAGAUCGAGGCCCUUAUCAGACAAGGAAAAUUGCAGAAGUUCAUUAGAAAGGAGAAAACAGAUCCACCCCCACAAGACCAACACCCCCGACGGGAUAAUGAGCGACCGAGACCCCCAAUAGGGUACAUAAGGAUGAUCGUAGGAGGAACGGCUGCCGCCGGGUCAUCCAAGAAGGCCCGCAAAACCUACUUUCAGAUGGUACAAAAUGUUCAGCUAACGGGGGCCGUGCCAAAGAUAGCACGAAAAGAAAGCCCCAUUAUCGGGUUCUCAGAAGAGGAUGCGCGACGCCUUCACCAUCCACAUGACGAUGCGCUCGUCGUCAACUUACGGGUAGAAGACUACAACAUGCACCGGGUGUUGGUCGACAACGGCAGUUCAACAGAUAUUCUAUACUACCCGAUAUUCCAGCAGAUGAGGAUCGAUAGGGAGCGAUUGAUUCCAACAAAUGCCCCACUCGUGGGUUUUGGAGGGAGCCAGGUAUUCCCCCUGGGCGCGGUCACAUUGUCCGUAGUGGUAGGCGAUUACCCCCAGCAGAUAACAAAGGACGUAACAUUCUUAGUAGUCGAUUGCUCGUCUGCCUACAAUGCGAUACUUGAACGACCCACGCUCAAUUCGUGGAAGGCGGUAACUUCAACUUACCACCUAAUGAUUAAGUUCCCUACUAACUAUGGAGUAGGGGAGCUGCGCGGAAGUUAG